Molecule: messenger RNA, 3747 nt
Organism: Sipha flava (yellow sugarcane aphid)
Lineage: Eukaryota; Metazoa; Arthropoda; Insecta; Hemiptera; Aphididae
Product: bumetanide-sensitive sodium-(potassium)-chloride cotransporter-like
Exons: 18
Coding region: 216-2936 (906 amino acids)
Biological process (GO): potassium ion import across plasma membrane; chloride transmembrane transport; potassium ion homeostasis
Cellular component (GO): membrane
Molecular function (GO): sodium:potassium:chloride symporter activity
Source: RefSeq, a predicted model, not a curated record
CAAAUUAAUUGUAACCCUUCAUAUCGUGCAGCAUUAUUAUUAAACUUUACUUCAACUACUUGAUAAAAAUUAUUAGCCCCAGGAGAAAUGUAUAUAAUAUUGUAAUAUAUGUAAUAUAUGAUUAAUGGUCAAAUAUCCUAUCGCGUCUAUCUACCGUGAAGAUCUCGUGGCGUAUAUGGUUUUCAAAAUUGUCAUCAUUUUGUCAGCUUGCAAACAUGAAUGGACACAAAGAAAAUAAAUUAAAAAGUAACAAUCAUCUCUGGGUCGAUCAGUUUUUACAGAUACAAUCUUUCAAUGAAUUGAUUCACGACGAAGAAAUCAAAGCAGAAGAGAGUCCUGGAAUAAAAUUGGGAUGGAUCAAAGGUGUACUGGUUCCAUGUCUACUCAGUAUAUGGGGCGUGAUGCUUUUUAUACGAAUGCCAUGGAUCUUAGGACAAGCGGGAAUACUCAAUUCCAUAGUGAUCAUUUUCAUUUCGUUGAUUAUUAUUCUUAUCACUACUUUAUCACUGUCUGCAAUCAGUACGAAUGGAAAAAUAAAAGGAGGAGGUCUUUAUUUUAUCAUUUCCAGAUCAAUCGGUCCUGAAUUUGGAGGAUCUAUUGGUAUUUUAUUGGCAUUUGCCAACAUCAUUUCAGCGGCCAUGAACACGAUUGGGUUUUGCUCAUCAUUAAAAUUAAUGUUGAAUUCGUACAACAUAAACAUAUUAGACGGAAAUUUUGAAUUCAGGGCGUUAGGAGUUGUAUCUAUAAUAACUAUGAGUAUACUUUGUUGCAUUGGGAUGGAUAGAGAAGCUGAAGUACAAAAUGCACUUUUAAUAGCAAUAAUCAUUGGAAUUUUCAACGUAAUAAUUGGAUCAUGUAUAGGACCAACCAGUAUUAGCGCAAAAGCAUCAGGCUUCACCGGAUUCAGCAUGGAUACGUUUAGAAAAAAUUGGUAUUCAGAUUAUAGAUUUGAUAUUGAGAACAACAUCCAUCACUCUUUUUUCACAAUUUUUGCCAUUUUCUUUCCAUCUGUUACUGGUAUUCAAGCCGGGGCAAAUAUAUCAGGAGAUCUCAAGGACCCAAGUACUUCUAUACCAAAGGGAACUCUAUUGUCGAUCGUCAUUACUAUAACUUCAUAUGUUAUAUUAAUAUUAGUGCCUGGAGCGGUUCAGCUGAGGGAAGCAAGUGGUAUUGUAGAUGAAUAUAUUCUUAAUAACGGUACUUAUUUAAACUGUUCAUCGAGGAACUGCAGCAAAGGAUUACUCUACGAUCAAAAUUUGUUCCAGACAAUCGCAUUAUCGCCGACUUGUAUAUAUUUCGGUUGCUUCGGAGCAACAUUAAGCACAGCUUUAACAGCAUUAGUAUCCGUUCCGAAACUCUUGCAAAGAAUGGGCCAAGAUGACGUUUAUCCGCUAUUAAAAUAUUUAGCAAAAGGCUAUGGACAAUUUAAUGAACCCUACCGUGCUCAUGUGCUUUCCAUGAUUCUUUCAUCCGCAUUACUUAUUAUAGGUGACCUAAACAGUAUUGCAUCAUUAAUUUCCACUACUUAUUUAUCGGCAUACGCAUUAUUAAAUUUAUGUACAUUUCACGUUGCAUACUUUAAACCUUUGGGUUGGAGGCCAUCAUUCAAGUUUUAUGACAAAUGGCUAAGUCUUGCUGGAGGUAUUAUUUGUUUUUCAAUAAUGAUGUUUAUAGAUAAGCAAAUGUCAGCAAUUGUUGUUUGUGCUGUAUGCAUUUUGUACAAAAUUGCAGCCAGAAAACAUGACGUGUUAAAUUGGGGAUCUUCAAUACAAACACAACUUUUAAAAGUUGUUAUAAAUAGUAUAUACAAUGCGAAUACUAUACGAUUUCACGUAAAAAACUUUCUACCAAAUGUAAUGGUGCUUUCUGGAAAUCCCGAAUCAAGGAAAAUGUUAAUUUCUUUAGCUCAUUUGAUUACUAAGAACAAUGGUGUCCAAACGAGUGUCAACGUGGAAAGGGGAUCACUUACAAUCGAGCAAAAGAAAAUACUACUGGACCGUGGAAUUAUGUGGUUAAAAAAAUCCAAAAUAAAAUCCCUGUAUAUUAUACUUGAUAACACCGAUUUAGAUGUAGCAACUCAUAUGGUACAUGGUUGUGGCCACGGACAAAUAAGGACAAAUAUAGUUUUGGUUGGAUAUAAAUCCGACUGGUUGAAUUGUCCAUAUGAAGAUCUUCGAACUUAUUUAAAUAUUUUCAAUGUUGCGAAUAUGAAUGGUAUCGCAACAAUCAUAGCCCGCGUUUCAUCAACUGAUGGUUGCAAAAAACAAAAUCUAAUUGUUCAAAAUCUCAAGAAUUUAAAAAAUAAAGAAGAUCCAUAUAAAACAUCAAAUCAAAAUAACCCCAACCAUCAAAAGGUAUCCGAUUGCUUCGUAAACAUAAAGGACUGUGAAUUUUUAUUUGUCAAUAAGAAAAAACGAGCCUACGGAACAGUGGAUGUGUGGUGGUUGUACAAUGAUGGAGGUUUAGCUUUAAUUCUUGCAUGUAUACUACAAUCAAGUUCGACAUGGAAAAACUGUAAAUUUCGAAUUUUCGGCGUAACGGAUAAAAUCGAAUGCUUGACUAAGGAAAAAAUCAAAUUAAAACAACUGUUAUCCAUGUAUCGAGUGCAUUUCGAUUAUUUGGAUGUAAUUUUAACCAGCACCACUGAUCCUACAACAAUGACAUAUUUUACCACUCUACUAGAACAUGUAAAUCCUGAAGGAAAUCAAUUUCAUGAAUAUAAUUUACAUAAAGAGAACGUUGCCGAUAUGUUGUUUUUAAGAGAUUUAAUUGAACUGCAUUCAUUAAAAUCUGAUCUUAUCAUAUUAUCGACUCCAAGAACUAAUGAGAAAAUAGAUAAAUUAUUCAUGUGUUGGAUGGAAACCAUUACUAGAGGAUUACCACCAUGUAUUAUAAUCAAUGGAAAUACAGGGCCCGUUCUUACUGCUAAUGCUUAAAUAUAAUAAGAUGUAGGUACUCGAGUGCCCAUAUAAAAACGUGUGCAUUACAGAAUUACUUCAACAGCUCUAAUAACAUACCCAAUAAUCUAAAUCCAAUAACAGUGGCAUAGCUAAGAUUUUUAAAUGGACGGGGUUAAUUUACUAAGGCUGGUUAGGUAAAAGAAGAUAAGAGAAGUCAUUCUUCAACCCCUUCCUCCUACCAAGAUUGUAAAUGUAUUUCCGGAGUUUUAAAACAGUUGUAAUUGUAUUUAUUAAAACAUAAUUUAUAAUAAUAAAUUAACGGUAUUGCCGCGAAAUAAAAUGGUAUAAAAACUAUAGUGAUUAUACAACAAUAGUGUUGACGAGAGUCAUCACAAUAUUCAUGAUAACAACUAAAAAUAUACUAGUUAUCACAGUAGAAAUAAUAAGCUUAGGUACCAAAGACAAACAUCUGUUAUUCGUCAACGUUUAAUUAAUAUCAACGUUUUAAAAUAUUUAAAUAUCAAAUAGUAGUAUACUAGUAUAGUAAACUCACAUAAACAAAACUCGUAAGGGGGGAAUAUAGCUACGUUGGUCCACCCCUUUGGCUACACCACUGCCUAGUAACCUAAAAUCAUUCGCAUCGAUCCUCAAAAAUACAAUUCACUUUGAAAUAUAAGGAAUUCCCAAAAACUAACCAUACUAGUAUAAUUUGAUACAUUUAAACAAUGUAUUCGAAUAAUAUCACGGAUGAUAAUGUAAAUCGUUGUCUUUAAAUUUAACUAAACAUUGUAUUAUGUGUGUGCGCAUAAGCUGACCUUAAAAUUAUAUUCGCUUAUUUAUUUGAUUG